AGAAUUAGAAAGCAAGAAAGCAAGCAAAAGUAUCUCACUUACCGAGGACGGAACAGACGAGAGAUUUCGUAUUGCCCCGCCUCCAGCAGAAUUAAUGGCUGUGAUUUAUAUCCAUGUUAGAACUACCAAGAUUAAGUUACCAUAAGUCAAAGUUCGAGAUAAAAAGUAUAGAACCAAUCAACCAAAAGCUUAAUUUUUACCAAACGAUUCUUGAUGGUUAUACCUGCACAGUACAGCCACAAGAAAUCCAGACAGACAGGGAAGAAUGGCGAAGAUGAGCGCUGUGCCAGUGAUCGAUCUGAAAGAGUCUGGAGAUAAUCUCAAGAAGAAGCUGAGAGAGGCGUGCGAGGAGUGGGGAUGCUUCAUAUUGACGAACCAUCGUAUUGAUUCAAGUCUCAUGGCGGAGAUGAAGGUGGUUGCGAGAUCUCUGCUUGACCUUCCUGUAGAGAUCAAGAUGCGAAACACCGAACAAGUUGGUAAAGCAAGAGGCUAUAUUCCUCCAAAUUCUGAGAAUCCUUUCUUCGAGAGCUUGGGACUCUACGACAUGGUUUCUUCUCACGCUGUUCAAGCUUUCUGCUCUCAAUUAGAUGCUUCUCCUCACCAAAUGAAAGUGAUAGAGGCAUAUGGAAAAGCAAUUCAUGUGUUGUUGAUGGAUGUAUCAAAAAAGAUGGCAGAGAGUUUGGGUUUGGAAGAAGAAGCAGAUGGAUACUUUAAGGAAUGGGCAUGUCAUUUCAGAAUUAAUAAGUACAGUUUCACACCAGAAACGAUAGGGUUGUCUGGUGUGCCAAUGCACAUAGACCCAAGCUUCAUCACUAUUCUACAAGAUGAUGAAAAUGUUAGGCUUCAAGUGAUGAACAAUAAAUCUGGUUCCCUUGUUGAUGUCCCUCCUUGCCCAGGGAGCUUCUUUGCCGUUCUCGGUGAUAUUGCUCAUGUAUGGAGCAAUGGAAGGUUUGCUACAGCGAAACAUGGAGUAGAGUGCAAGGAAGCAAGCGUGAGAGUUUCAAUAGCUUCAUUCUUGUUGGGACCAAAGGAGGGAGACAUAGAAGCACCCAAGGAGCUUGUGGACUCUGAUCAUCAUCCUCGUCUCUUUCUUCCUUUUUCUUAUCAACAUUACAGGAAUCUUAGGAUGUCCCAGAAAUUCCAUGCUGAAGAAACCCUUUCCCAAGUACGCAGCCCUACAACCUUUGAUUAAAUUUAGACGGUCAAGAUUAGAAAAAUUCAUGUAACUUAAUUAUCUAAAUGUAAUAUUAUCGGUCUAAAUGUAGUCUUAUAUCACUAAGAAGGUGCAGGGAAUUAUAUAAGUUGUGUGCAUGUGAUUUUUUUGUUGUUUACUUGUUUUGAACUUACAAAAUUGUAUAAUUUGAUAAAUGUGGUGUACACUUCAGUUGUAUUUUUUGUUUCUUGUAGUUGACUAGUUGUGCUAUUUUUAUUACCACUUUGUAAGUUGUGUUUGUUUCAUGUAAAAAAGUGUAUUUGAUUACUCAAAAUUUAAAAAUGCAAAUAUCUCCAUGUAUAUUAGUUGCUUAA
This is a messenger RNA of Prosopis cineraria, 1527 nucleotides long. RefSeq names its product 2-oxoglutarate-dependent dioxygenase DAO-like. The record is from RefSeq and is a predicted model, not a curated record. Lineage: Eukaryota; Viridiplantae; Streptophyta; Magnoliopsida; Fabales; Fabaceae. The coding region runs from base 266 to 1192 and encodes 308 amino acids. The transcript is spliced from 3 exons. Gene Ontology annotation, biological process: auxin catabolic process. Gene Ontology annotation, molecular function: indole-3-acetaldehyde oxidase activity; dioxygenase activity.